AUGGCGGCAAGAAACACCACGGUGCAAAACCAAGACUUCGAUGUCCGGGAGCAUCGCAGGAAGCAGAAUGAAAUGGCGCAAGCUCUGCAGUCGAAGAAGAAGUCCUACAAGCUGGAGGACGUGGUGCAGCUGGUCCUCUCCAUCCAUUCUGAUGGCAAUGCCACGCGAGAGGAGCUUCAGCGCUACAUCUCCCUCUUGGAUCGCCAGCUGUCGGAACGGCUGCAAGACGUGGUCACCAAGCUGGCGACGACUCAGACGAGUGUGGAGGACAACGAAAAGGCCUCGAUGGAGCAGCAUCAGAAGCUCUCGUCCAACAUGGAUCGUUUGCACGAGACAGCCAUGAAGACGGCGAAAGAGUUUCAGCAAUCGCUGUCGAAUCAGCUCUCCGACAUGCACAGCCGGAUCAACGAAGAUAUGAGGAGACACGAGGAAAAGAUCACCGACCUCUACGACAAACUUGGUCUGACCCGUCGCGAGCUUUCGGCCAACAUGGCCGUGAUGCGGAGCGAGUCUCGGGUGCUGAUGCACCAGAACAACGAGCUACUUACGAAAGCUCUCAAGGAUUCGGAGCAGGAGACACGCGAGCACGCGAUGACUGCUUUACAACGGACGAAGGCCGAGCUCAAGGACACGCAGGAGCGGCAAGCUGCCUACUUCGAAUCGCGGAUGGACAAGGCGGACACGUUCGCUGAGAACCUCGCGGCCGACCUUGACUAUUUGAGCAAGAAGGUCGAAGCGAACCGCAAUGCAUUGGAGGACCUGGUGGGCAAGGCGUCGGGUGAUUUCCGAGACCGUGAGCAGAUGCUUCGUAAAGAACACGGAAAUUUGCUCGACGUCUUGGACGGCCGAGCGACUCGACUUGACAACAUCAUUGCCGAGGUCGAGAAUAUUCCUACUCGCAAGGUCGAUUGGAUCAUCAAGGACGCUGCCCAGCAGAUCGCGAAACUCGCCCUCCGGAGCGAUCUGGUGUCGGCGCCUCCUGCCUGGGUGUCUCCAAAGUUUGAGGCCGCCGGGGCCCAUUCUCUGCAGAUGGAACUCCGCUUCUUGAGGCCUUCGGAUGUGCAAGCAGACCAAGACCAGGACUCAAUGGCCGCGCGCGGGGACUGCGCCCUUGCGCUUCGCGGCGAUCCGGGUCUUUUUCUCGUUUGCCGGCUGUUCGUAGGCUCUGCAUUUGGGCAGAUCGAGCACACCUUCCAAGACGAGACAACUGCCGUUUGUAGCAAGCCGAUCUGCUUCAUUCGCGACCAGAUAAACGAAAAGGAUGGCUCCCUCGUGAUCAGCUUCGAAGUUCUCGAGGCCAUCCGCAGCGUGUCCAGAUACGCGCCUGCCAGGGCGGAGGCAAACGGAGCUUUGGGCCUCGGUGGUCAGAUCAAGUAUCAUCGGUACUUGAACCAUCGAAUGCUCGACAUAGUGCAAGACCAGGUGGAUUUGAUCCGUUCUGGCAUGGUGCGCCGCAUCGAGUGGCGGCUGGAGAGAGCAUCGCAGCUCCGGAAGUGCUUUCCAGAGAACGAAUGCCUUUGCAGCACAACCUUUGAGGCGGCUGGCGUGGACGAUUUGCAGCUCGUUUUCUACCCGUCCGGGUAUGUGGGUGCUCGAGAAGGCUUUUGCUCCUUCUUCUUGCACUGUCCUGCCGGCAGCAUGCUCAAAUGCUGGCUGUCCGUGGGCAAGCACCGGCGGGAGGCAAAGUGCGCCUUCGAAAAGCCUGGCUACUUCGGUCGCACCAACUUCUGCCGCUUCGACAACAGUAUCGACCCAGCAGAUGACACGACAAUGCUCGUGCUCGAAAUUGACGAGGCGCAGUGGAACAUCGAAGAGCCACUCUCGCACCAGCCCAUGGGUAAGGUUUCUACUGUCUCUACCAAGCAGAAUACCUUCAGCGACGACGAGUCGAAGAGCAUUGGCCUGCCACUGAGCCCGGAAGGAGCCUCUCCUAUGUUGGACAAGGUGGACAGCAAGCUCAGCCGGCAGAGGAUGCCCGGGUCACGAACUUUGCAGGAAACAAGGCAGCUGCCGUCCAUUUGGACAUCGGUGCCCAAGGCCGAUGUCUUUGAGGCGCUGGAAGGAUAUCGUUCCUUCAACGACCUGAAGACUCCGCGAAGGCCUUUAUCGACUGCGCGCAAUACGAAGGGUGGCGUGGCAUGGAAAGAUCCACAUCCCCAGCCGCCGCAAAGUUCCCGGCAGAAUCCCCACCGCUAUGUGAUGUAUGCUUCGUAA
Molecule: messenger RNA, 2214 nt
Organism: Symbiodinium sp. CCMP2592
Lineage: Eukaryota; Dinophyceae; Suessiales; Symbiodiniaceae
Source: the annotation of a GenBank genome assembly